Calypte anna (Anna's hummingbird) is the source of this 1368-nucleotide messenger RNA. It is a transcript of the gene PDCD5, whose product is annotated as programmed cell death 5. The coding region runs from base 68 to 448 and encodes 126 amino acids. The record is from RefSeq and is a predicted model, not a curated record. NCBI's taxonomy places the organism in Eukaryota, Metazoa, Chordata, Aves, Apodiformes, Trochilidae. Gene Ontology annotation, molecular function: DNA binding. The transcript is spliced from 6 exons. Gene Ontology annotation, cellular component: nucleus; cytosol.
CGCUCUCUCGCUCCCUCGAUCGGCGGCGGACUGGUAGCGCCUGGCGCGGCGGCACCGCCCCUCAGCCAUGGCGGACGAGGAGCUGGAGGCGCUGAGGCAGCAGCGGUUGGCCGAGCUGCAGGCCAAGCACGGGGAUACUGCUGGUGAUCCAUCACAACAGGAAGCAAAACAGAGGGAAGCAGAGAUCAGAAAUACUAUUUUAGCUCAAGUUCUUGAUCAAGCAGCUCGUGCAAGACUAAGCAAUUUAGCACUUGUAAAACCAGACAAAGCAAAAGCAGUGGAGAAUUAUCUUAUACAGAUGGCAAGAUUUGGACAGCUACCUGGAAAGAUAUCAGAACAAGGUUUGAUAGAAAUACUUGAAAAAGUGAGUCAGCAAACAGAAAAGAAAACAACAGUAAAGUUCAACAGAAGGAAAGUAUUGGAUUCUGAUGAAGAGGAUGACUAUUAAUACUACUGUAAGACUGUCAGCCAAACAAAAGGUCUGGAAGAAGGCAACAGACAUACUGUUAUCAGGCAGAAUGCAAGAUCUGAAAAUGUUUACGCUUCUUUCUGUUUUAUUUUUUUUGGUUUUUUUUUACGAAAAAGUCAACGAAUGAACUUAAAGAUAAAUCUGAGAAGGGGAUUUUAUAAUUUACAUUUUUGUAGUAUAAAAAGCUUGAGGAUUUGUUAGCAUGAGGAUUUUGUUGCCCCUUACUCAGUGUGUAAGCUACAGUUUUCAGCAGCUGCACACACUUAACUUGCUGCUAUUGGAUAUACCAUAACAUGAGGAGGAGCUGAGUGUAAAGCUGAAAACACCCACUCCCUCCAGGAGUUUAAAGCCUUACCUCCCAACUCUAAAUCCAGUUUUCCAGAACCCCUGAAGGAAGCCUGUCCAGCAGCUCACUGGCUCUUAGGUCAUUGCUGCAAAUGUAGAAAAUAAAGUAUCAAAGUAGAAUUCAGAUCAGAGAACUUCAUACCAGGCAGUGUGUAUAGACAAAUUGUAACCAGAAUACAAUUGAACCAUUCCCCUAUGAUAUAAUCAAGCUAUCUCUCAAAAAGCAAGUUAACUGUGUAAUACAGCACUGUUCAGACACUUGGUAUCAUAUAUUAUUAAAACUACCUCCAUUUUUAUCAAAUGGCUGGAGUGCUUCUUACCUUGAAAAAAUCAGAUCUUCUUCCUAAACCAUUCUGCAAGUCCUGCAUGCAUAAAGUAAAACUGAACCUGUGCUGUACAUUUAUUCAGAAAUAUGGUUAUGGAAAUAAGUAGGCUAAAUACUGUAACAUGCUGAUAAACACUCUACCACCACAAAACCCUUUUCUGACUUAAUAGGAAAAUGUAUGGUCCCAACUGCAGUGUUUUUUUGAACAGAAUAAAAUUGUUUAAAGUGA